UUACAUCAGUACACUUACAGUUUACAAUUUAUUAUUUAGCUAAUAUUAUGCUUUAAGAAAAAUUUAGGGUCUUAUUUACAAUGGAUCAGAAUACUCGAUCUAGAAGAAUCGAUUUAGAUGUAGAUAGUUUCCGAAGUGAUGAACCAGAUUAUGACAGAGCUCGUAUGCGGAGACAAUCAGGCGGCUUCGUCGACUUGGGAAAUGAAUCACAAUAUGGAACGGGUGGGCAUCAAGCAUCAGGUGCAAACGAAAUCUUUGCUGACGUACAGGGUGACGUGCCUUGGUGGAAAUCAAACUUUUUCAUAUCGCAGCCAGUUCUUUUUGGAACUUGGGAUGGAGUAUUUACAUCGUGUCUUAUAAAUAUUUUCGGCGUUAUUGUCUUCUUACGAUCUGGUUGGAUGGUUGGACAAGCUGGAUUAGUAAAUGCAGUGUUAAUAGUCAUUUUUGCAGUAUUUGUAGCUUUGAUCUCAGUGUUGUCAGCAGUAGGGAUAUGUGAACGAUGCAGAAUAGAGAGUGGAGGAGUAUACUUUUUACUUGCUCAUACAUUAGGCUCCAGGCUGGGAGGAGCACUAGGAAUGAUUUACUGUUUUGGUCAGGCUGUAGGCUGUGCCUUAAAUGUGUUUGGAUUUGGAGAAUCCAUGGCAGACUUGGUAGGAGCUAAUGACUAUUCUCCGUGGGCUGCUCGUGGGUUUUCUAUAGCUGCAGUGUUGUUACUAGGCACUAUAAAUGUUGCUGGAGUAAAAUGGGUUAUCAAGUUACAGUUUGCACUUCUUUUGAUCAUUCUGGUUGCUGCCCUGGAUUUCUUUGUUGGUUCAUUUACUGCUACACCUGAUGCUGAAUUUAAAGGUUGGCUUAGUGGAACUAUGGCCAAUAAUACCUGGGCUGACUAUCAAGAAGACUAUACUUGGUUUAAGUGUUUUGGUGUUUUUUUUCCAACCAUCACUGGAAUUCUGGCAGGCAUUAAUAUGAGUGGGGAUUUGAAAAAUCCCUCUAUUAACAUACCCAAUGGUUCCUUAGCAGCUAUAGGGACAGGCACUUUCUUGUAUCUGAUGUUCAUAAUCACUUUAGCAGCAACAGUCAGUCGAGAUGCAUUAUUGAAAAAUUUUUCAAUCACUGCAGAUAUAUCUGCGGUAACAGUUUUGCUUCUUGCUGGAUUGUAUGUUAGCUCUAUGAGCUCCUGUCUCGGUGCUAUGUACGGCACUCCAAGGGUCCUGCAGAGUAUUGCUAAUGAAAAAGUCAUACCUGGUUUAGAGGUCCUUGGCCAUGGUAGAGGUCCAAACAAAGUACCCAUACAUUCAAUGAUAGUAGUAGCAGUAGUGACCGUAACAUUUAUCAUCAUUGGAGAUAUUAACAAGCUUGCACCAAUAGUCACUAUGCCUUUUCUGAUCACUUAUGCUAGCAUUGACUAUUCUUAUUUUGCUCUCGCCCAAACCUUUGAUUUGCAACAUAAAAGAGAAAUGAGAUUUCAAGGACAAUCUCAAAGAGACACGCACGUGUAUGGGGCCACAGGAAGUGACUUAGAUCUUCUAUUUCCGGAAAGAAUACGGCAUAAAACUGUGGGAGAUUUCACACCUUCCCCGACUGAUUCGGCCAUUAUGAAUGGAAGGCUCGCAAACGGCGAUGCACGGCGGGAGGACAUUAGUGUACACUCAAAAAACAAAAAUUGGUACUCGCAUCUCUGCAAUAGAUGGCUGUCAUUAAUAGGAGUGGCAAUAAAACUGCUGCUAAUGGUUCUGGUCAACUGGAUAUAUGCGCUGGGUUGUUUAUCAAUUUUGUGGCUCCUAUGGUUGUAUAUCGGCGCUGCUAAUCCAGCUGUGAAACCCGGCCGAGCGUCUGAGUUUAGAUUUUUCCACUGGUUAAAAAUUGCUUUUCUUCAAGCUAUAGGAAAGCGACCGCUAGAGUACGAACAAUUGGUUGUAACACCAGUGCAUUCUGAUAUUCCGGUGGAACAAGAGAGGCUCAAUGAUGACAACGAAGACUUUGCCUCCCGCAGACGUUACCAUCAAUCAACAGCUCUGCAAAGUCAUCUUGUCAGUGUAUAAUAAAUAAAAAUAAUAAAUUGAACUUUAUAUUUUUUCAGGUUAGGUAUUCAUUUCAUUAUCAUAUUGUAUUUAUUGAUAAUAUUUUAAGUAAUUUAGUAGGUAAGCAAUAGAUAAACUCUAGAGCUUCAAUGCUAUUGACUGACAUUUUGGAUAUUUCCUUUGUUAUUUGUGAUUGUAAAACAUUGCUGAUAAUGAGAUUAAUG
Pararge aegeria (speckled wood butterfly) is the source of this 2245-nucleotide messenger RNA. RefSeq names its product solute carrier family 12 member 8. Lineage: Eukaryota; Metazoa; Arthropoda; Insecta; Lepidoptera; Nymphalidae. Gene Ontology annotation, molecular function: potassium:chloride symporter activity. Gene Ontology annotation, biological process: potassium ion import across plasma membrane; potassium ion homeostasis; cell volume homeostasis. Gene Ontology annotation, cellular component: membrane. Bases 81 to 2042 code for a protein of 653 amino acids. The transcript is spliced from 11 exons. The record is from RefSeq and is a predicted model, not a curated record.